Molecule: messenger RNA, 3893 nt
Organism: Bombyx mandarina (wild silkworm)
Lineage: Eukaryota; Metazoa; Arthropoda; Insecta; Lepidoptera; Bombycidae
Biological process (GO): positive regulation of BMP signaling pathway
Cellular component (GO): extracellular region
Molecular function (GO): BMP binding
Source: RefSeq, a predicted model, not a curated record
GGCGGUCUGCGGGCUGCGACACUCGCGUUCCACCCACCGCUGCGGACGCACGUUAUGGCGGCCACGCGCUAACUGAAAAUCGUGCAGUGCUGUGAAUUGUACGCUCCAAUCUCUUCGAAUACCAAUUCCAUUACAAAACAUCAUGAUAAGGUCAAAAGGCGACAUGGCGUCGCCAAGAUUUUCGACCGUUUUGCUGGCAGCAUUCCAUCUUUUUACCGUAUGCUGGGGAGGUCCGGUGGGUCCGCUACCGAAUGUAACGAGCGUCGAUUUGGGACUUAAGGAAGGUAGUUGCGCGCUAGGAGACGUGGUAUAUCUACCCGGAGACGAAUUCCCAGGUUCAGACCCCUGCGAGAAGUGCAAGUGCUCCGAUGGAGGAGGAGUCCAAUGUGAGAAGCAGCAAUGCGAAUCCAGGCCUGGCUGCAAGGCUGUGCAUCGACCCGACCAUUGCUGUCCAACGUAUCAGUGUGAUUGCGAGCAAGAAGGCCGUGUCUACGACAACGGUGAAAAGUUGGUCGAUCCUGCAGAUCCCUGCCGCGUGUGCUACUGCCAGGGGGGAGAGGUAGUCUGCAGACGGAUCGCUUGCUUCGUCAGAGAUGACUGCACUCCUCGGCUUGUGCCCGGUAGAUGUUGUCCUGAAUACGACAACUGUCCUGUCAGAGGGGUAACCAUGCUUCCUGGCGUCUCUUCCUUGCCGCCCAACCUUUCACCUACAGAAGAUAUCAAGGGUAGUGCUGCACCAACUGCUCCUAAAGAAAAUCUUAAACAAGAAUUCACUAUUAAGGAAAUAACACCAGUAUCUGAGAUUCCUAUAAUGAAUGAUGUGAAAAUUAAAAAGAUCUUACCGUUUCCAAGUAUCGACGUUGCCGAGUAUUCGUCGUCGAAGUCUCCUCCUAUCACAAGAGAAGCUACUUCUGAGAUAUCCGUUAAAACAGAAUCUGAAAUCGUCAAAACAGACGCUCCUACGAUCACUGAAGUCCAUCAGAAAGAGAGUGACAAGAAGCCAGAUGAUACACAGCCCUCUAAAAUAAGUUUUUCUACUCAAGAUUCUAUUAACAGUGAUAUUUAUUCGUCGAAUGAAUCAACUGUCACAAAUGGAUUACCUACAGCUCCAUCUGUGACUACAACUAAAGCACCGAUCAUUGAAGAAGAAGACACAUCACUUUUUGAUCAUAACCCAGCAUUCCCACCUAUUCCAGACGAUUUAGCAGUCUUGAGCAACCACGGAGAUGAAAUCGUACCCGAGCCAUCUGCAGAGGGCGACCACAUGACUGUGCACGACACCGUUCCCAGCUUGCCUUCAAUAGAGCCAAAGCUUGAAGAACCUAUUGAACCUAAAGAAAUCUCUGACAUUAUACUGACAACUGAAAAGCCAUCGGUCACUUCAAUCGAAACUAGUACAACAGCUAAACAAGAAAGCACUACAGUUGUAGAACAGCUCAAAGAAAGCCCAAUGCUUAAUUUGAGGUCCGCUAUACCAACUGAGAUACUCAACGCUCCAUCUCUUGUACCAGCAGACACCGGGGAGCCGUUAGAUGAUGGCAUAACUACUGAUGUACCAGAAAUAUCCUCAACCACAGAGGAAACCGAAACGUCUAAAGAAAGCUCUAACCACACUAUCGAAGUUUCUGAAACUCCUGUUAUCGAAUCUUUUGCUACAACUACAGGUGCAGAAUUAGACACAACCACACCUAAAGUAUCCACUGAACAUGAAAUUGAAGUCACCACUAAAGACCUGGAACAAACGACCAGUUCGAUAGCAAAAUCAAAUAGCGCAACGGAAGUGACGUCUCAUACUGAAAUUAGUUCUUUACCGAUUGAAACGAGUGAUCAAAAUCCACACGAGUCUGAAGCUGUGGUGAAAGAUAAAAUCGUAGACUCUACUAUCGACCCUUUUGCAACUAGCGCUAAGGUUUCACCGUCUGAAGUAAUAACCGUUUCAAGGGCGGUGUCAAAUGAAGAUAACGUAUUUGAAAACGUUGAAACUACUGAAUUUAUUUUAACAUCGUUUGGCUCUUCCGAAACUGCCACCGAUUCUGUCGAAUUGAUCAAAAUAUCUGGUGAUCCUGAGAAAAGUGCUCAGAUAGUUGUAGAGCCUGAAGAGAAGAGGAAUAGUGUACUCGCUGAUUUAAUUAAUCUAGUUAGCGACGUAGCCACGAUUAACGACCACACUGAAAACCCUAAUAAGGAACAAGCACCGAAACCAACUAGUAUAUCUGAUUCUGAAGAACUCAUACCAGUCAACGCUGGGUACAAAAGCAAGAACAGUAAUUAUAAUCAAAACUCUAUAACUGAAAUUCCUUACAAAUCAAAAAAUACUCCAGGAAACCGUCAAAAAGUAGUCGAAAUAGAAGACGACGAAUCUGAGAGUAUUACUGAUCUUCCGGCACCACACGACAAGGUGGAACCUACCACACGCCGACCGAUUAUCGAUAAUGUGUCGGACAAAAAGAUGGAGAACAAAACUCAGGAAAAAGAUACCGAAAUCAUAACGCAGUCUUACGUCCCGACGAUCAACAGACGGCCGAUAAAGGUCAUCAUGAAGAAAAAUAACGACAGGCCGGUUACUGAGUCACCCGAAGGCUCACUGGUAUCUGUCUCGAGUGAGGCCUUUACUGAUGACAUAACCGACACCACAGAGAAUAGCGUGGCUGCAGAGGAGAAGAAACGUACAGAAGAUUCCACGGAAACCGUGCUGGUCACAGAGGCUCAAUGAGGGUCUCCUGACUACUUCCGAAACCUCAGCUUUCAGCAUUUCAUAGAAAAUAAGUUUCGUUCUUGAAACUGUAAGUUAAACUUAGAGACAAUUAGUUAGUGACCCUUCCGGGACUUGAUUGUAUCCAUUGUCAAUUGAAGUCCGUGUCAGCGGGAGCUUUAGUAUAAUAAUCGUAGAUGGUCGAAAUAUUCGAUCGACUUAAGUGAAAUUUGGACAAACUAUAGUUAAGAUAGGCAACAAGGCGCAUCGCGUCACAUGUGUCAAAUUAUGAGUUAAGCUGGAGUUCCAAUCCUUUUUACCACACGACGUUGCCAGUCGUCGCUGUCGGGAUUCCGCCAUGGGUUUCCCUAUGUAGUAAGUAAGUUAUUUAUUUUAGUGAGAGAUUCUCGAGUGAUAGGUGAGCAAUCUAGCUAGUCAUGGAGUGAGAGCGCAGCCUCUGCGCUCCUAGAAGCCACGUUGCCAUACUGCUAUCUUAUAAAGAACAUGACAAACACAUACUCUGAAAUUUCAUAGCACGAAACGAUCUUAUGAUAAUUUAAUGAAGAAAUAAACUUUAUUUCGUACGUUAUAAGAAUAAUUGUUGUAUGUUAACGUUUUGCGUUGUAUGUGUACUGACAUUCCAUAGAUGUAGUUCCUUUAUAUCGAUGUAACACAGUGAGUGAUCCAGUUCAUCAAAACUGGGUUGAGUGCCGCGGAGACAACAACAUUGGGUACAAAAAUGAAUUUUAAAAUUGAAACAACCUUAUGAAAUAUCUCUAGUGUAUCUCUAGUUUAGAGUGUAAAUGUGAACGCACAUAUUCGUAGUUUAUAUAUUGCACCAAUUCGGACGAUCGCUAUCAAUCAAUAAGUCCAUACACAAAAUAAUUGUCAAGUGUUUCCGGUACUUUACCAUAUCAUAUUAGAUAUUUUCUUGAAAACGCUUUCUGCAGUUGUCAAAUUUGAUAGCGAUCAUUUAUUAUUAUGAAGCAUUCUUUGACGAGGCUCAGUGGUAGAGUUGAAGUUAUGUGUUAUCGAUUUUUUCGUAUGAACAUUACGUUGUGUUGUCUGCAGCCGGUCGCAGCACGUGCCAGCAUGUUGCCCCGGAAGACCUUUUCUUUUCCCGGGUAAUAAGCGCACGUGUUCACUGUUUUAUUUAAAUAUUUGUUUUUUUUUAUAAUCAAUUAAAGAAACCUAGACUGAU